Messenger RNA from Cladophialophora yegresii CBS 114405, 237 nucleotides. RefSeq lists its product as uncharacterized. The coding region runs from base 1 to 237 and encodes 78 amino acids. The record is from RefSeq and is a predicted model, not a curated record. The transcript has a single exon. NCBI's taxonomy places the organism in Eukaryota, Fungi, Ascomycota, Eurotiomycetes, Chaetothyriales, Herpotrichiellaceae.
AUGUUGGCGCCAGAACAAGAUGAAGCAACCCAGCUUCAGAGCCUGAUACAACAACUCACCGACGCAGCAAAAGCAUGCGACUACUCGCCCGGGGCAAAAGGCUACAUCGCAAGGACAAAUGUCGCCGGCAUUGCCAAAGACAUCGUCCGCCUGAUGAUGGCCCCGAGUGACAUGUCCAUGCACCACUCGGUCAAUGCAAGUCCCGUUUUCACUGGAACGAACAAGCAUCCCCAUUGA